This is a messenger RNA of Drosophila takahashii, 581 nucleotides long. RefSeq names its product cytochrome b5. Gene Ontology annotation, molecular function: heme binding. The record is from RefSeq and is a predicted model, not a curated record. NCBI's taxonomy places the organism in Eukaryota, Metazoa, Arthropoda, Insecta, Diptera, Drosophilidae. Gene Ontology annotation, cellular component: membrane; intracellular membrane-bounded organelle.
AACGGUGGAGUCGGUCACACUUGAGGUCAGAGCACUUUUUUCCGAGCACAACAGGUUCGCAGUUGUUUUUUUUUUGUGUGAACGAGGAGAACAGGAGGCAGCUAGGAUGAGCAAGGAAAUCUAUUUGGCCACCGUGAAGCAGCACAACACGGCCAAGGACCUGUGGAUAGUCAUCGACAACAAGGUGUACGAUGUGACGAAGUUCCGGCUAGAGCAUCCCGGUGGCGAGGACUCCCUGGUGGAUGUGGCCGGUCGCGAUGCCACCAAGGACUUUAACGACGUGGGUCACAGCUCGGAGGCGAGGGAGAUGCUGAAGAAGUACUACAUUGGCGACCUGGCCGCUGCUGAUAGAGUCAAGAAGAGUCCAAUUAGCUGCCGUCAUAUUGCCUUGGCUCUGGGCGCCGCCGCAAUUGGAAUCGCGCUGGUCUAUGUGAUCCGACGCGGAGUGGCCAGGAAUUAAUCCGUGGCCGGGGGACCCGAAAGCCAGCUUCAUUCCGUGAUUACAGAGAUAUUUUUCCAACUCAAUAGAUCAUUUUCCAAACAUUUGAUACGAAAUAAACUGUACAAAUUGCUUAAACAAA